AUGCGGCCGAAGUUGAAUGCCUGGGAUCAACGGUGGGAGCCGUGGGAGAUCAGCAUCACCCUGCACCCCGCCACGGCCCAGGACCAGGAUUCUCAGUACGUCCGGUUCACCCUGCUGCUCUCCGUGCCCCCCCAGUAUCCCAACAAGGCUCCAGAAAUCUCAAUCAGGAACCCACGGGGGCUGUCAGAUGAGCAAAUUCAAAAGAUUUCCCAGACCCUCAGAAGCAUUGCUGAAGCCAGGCUGGGGACAGAAGUGCUCUAUGAACUGAUUGAGAAGGGGAAGGAGAUUCUCACUGACAACAACAUUCCUCAUGGCCAGUGCGUAAUCUGCCUCUAUGGAUUCCAGGAGGGAGAAGCCUUCACAAAGACCCAGUGCUACCACUACUUCCACUCCCACUGCCUGGCCCGCUAUGCCCAGCACAUGGAGAUCCUCAUGCAACAGGAGGAGAGAGAGCAGCACCUGGCGCCAUCCCCCAAACAGGAAGUUGGUGUGCAGUGCCCCGUCUGCCGAGAGACCCUGGUCUACGAUCUCUGUGCUCUGAAGGCAGCACCGCCCCCACAGCACCCGCUGGAGCCAUACAGGCCAGAUGCCAAGACCCUCCAGCACCAAGAAGAACUGCGCUUAAUUUUCAAGAGACAGCAAGAGAAAGGGGGCAUCAUUGACCCUGAAGCAGAGAGGAACCGUUACUUCAUCAGCCUCCAGGCGCCUCCAGCUGCUGUCGAUCCGAGCCAAGCAGCCACUGCCUCCGAGCUGCCGGUGAGUGCAAGCGCUGUGGAUGCGCCCCAGCUGCCCAGCCAAGCCUCAGCUCCAGAGCCAGCCGGGGUGCCAGAGGCCAGGGCAGAACCCGGGCGGCCCGAGAGGCCUGCUGUGCCCAGGGAGCAACAGAGCAAGAGGGAGAGGCACAGAGGGGAGAGGCCGGGCCCCAGAAGCCAGGGCAGGCAGUCGUGCAGCAGCUCGCAGGAACCGACAGAGGAAGGCUGUCAUCUGCUCCACGGCUCCAGGGGGCCCAGGGCCUUCAGCCGGAGACCAGAGCGGAGACCUGGUGGGAGGCACAGCCAGGAGUUUACAAAGCCUCACAGCAGAAGCAGGGCUGCUGCCUUGACCGAAAGAAAGGAGUUGUGCCCUGAAGACCCCUCACCGGUAACAGAGGCAGUGGACUUGAAAGAGGAACACCGUGAUGUGGAGAGAUGGACCCCGGAGGAGGGGGCCGAGGCCCGCGGCAGGGAGAAGGAGAACCUAGCCUUCAACCGCAGCGACCACAGAGCAGCUCCCAGCUGGCAGGGCCACCACAGGCCCUGGGAUUGUGGAAGGUGGGAGAGGUCCAGGGUCCAGGAGCGUGGUUCCUACCCCAGAGCACCAAGAGGGCGAGGGGUGUUCAGGCCCAGUGGACGUCGAGAAGCCCAUCUCCUCGAGAAGGAGAGUGGCUCCUAGCAGGAGUGGUGAGGGGCUGGGCUGGGGGAGGGAAGGGCUUUUUCUGGGGAGAACAGUGAAGGCUCUGGUGGAGCAGUAGCAAGCAGACACUUGGGAGGGAGGAGGCAGUUGGCAUGUGGUACAGCUUGGGACAGGCAGUAUCUCCAGGGUACGUGCAGAGUGAAGCAUCCUGGCGUGAGCAA
This is a messenger RNA of Charadrius vociferus (killdeer), 1613 nucleotides long. RefSeq names its product ring finger protein 25 (gene RNF25). The record is from RefSeq and is a predicted model, not a curated record. Lineage: Eukaryota; Metazoa; Chordata; Aves; Charadriiformes; Charadriidae. Gene Ontology annotation, molecular function: protein binding; ubiquitin protein ligase activity. Gene Ontology annotation, cellular component: nucleus. The transcript has 10 exons. The coding region runs from base 1 to 1431 and encodes 476 amino acids. Gene Ontology annotation, biological process: protein ubiquitination.